CAUCUUUGGCGGUUUGGUUUGUGUCAAAAGGAAUAGUGAGCGUAGGUGGUGGAUGCACUAGACUGACUAGACUGUGAGGCGUGAACUGAAGGUUUAGACGUGAAAUUAGGAUCUUCUCCGUGGAGAACGCCGAUAACAAUGCUUCAUGAACCUGGAUAUCAACAGAAGUUUAUUAUGUCUGGAGAAAAAGAGAGGUUUAAGGAACUUUUACGAACACGACUGAUUGAAAGUGGAUGGCGAGACCAGAUCCUGAUGCAUUGUAGACAGAUAGUUAAGGAACGUGGUGUGCAGAAUAUUACAGCUGAACAGUUAAUUUCUGAAGUGACUCCGAAGGGCAGAGCUUUGGUACCAGAUGCUGUGAAGAAAGAACUCCUACAGAAAAUUAAAAAUCAUUUUUCACAAGCUUUAUAAAGUAAGGGCUCAUUUGUACCAAAACAGGUUGUUUUGGACAUAAAACUGGUGUGCAUUGCAGCAGGCAAAAAAGUGUGCUCUGGAAAGAAGUUGUAUACUCUAGAAAUAUCGUCUGAAUUGUGCUGAUCAGGCAGAAAUUGUCAGGCGAAUGAAUUUAACUUCUGCGGACAACUGCAAAAAUGCCAUUUACUAGCAAGGAAACUGUCACUAUGUUACUGAAUACACUUUAGUAAUUGUUAGGUAUGGAAAUUUACAGAAAGUGAAUAAAGUGCUGUGUGACUGUAAUGGACAUUGAAGUUUUUAACUCUCAGCAGAUAUAAGAUGAAUUUAUGAUGAACAGGUUGCCGUGUGCUAGAUACAAUUGUUUAUCUCUAAUUUGUAUGGGCAAUGCACAAGGAUACUGUUCAUUGCCACUUAGUCUAUCUAGAUGAUUGUUUUUCCUACUAAAUAUGAUUCACAACAAUUUGUGAAGCUUUCAUGUCAACAGUCAUUUGUAAGGUUUUUAAUUAAUGAGUUUAUUGGAUGAGUUAAAACAUACUUACUGAGAAA
Schistocerca cancellata (South American locust) is the source of this 960-nucleotide messenger RNA. RefSeq names its product transcription and mRNA export factor ENY2-like. Gene Ontology annotation, molecular function: transcription coactivator activity; chromatin binding. Gene Ontology annotation, cellular component: DUBm complex; nuclear pore; SAGA complex. The transcript is spliced from 3 exons. Gene Ontology annotation, biological process: regulation of transcription by RNA polymerase II; positive regulation of DNA-templated transcription; poly(A)+ mRNA export from nucleus. The record is from RefSeq and is a predicted model, not a curated record. Bases 139 to 411 code for a protein of 90 amino acids. NCBI's taxonomy places the organism in Eukaryota, Metazoa, Arthropoda, Insecta, Orthoptera, Acrididae.